Messenger RNA from Styela clava, 1150 nucleotides. RefSeq lists its product as uncharacterized. NCBI's taxonomy places the organism in Eukaryota, Metazoa, Chordata, Ascidiacea, Stolidobranchia, Styelidae. The record is from RefSeq and is a predicted model, not a curated record.
UAAGAUGCAGCAAUCUGGAGGCUACCUUGUACCAAAUGUGAGACCUGGCGAAUAUGUUGAACCAGUAGGUGGAUAUGUUAAUGACAGCAUUCACGACGAUUCGUUUGUUCUGGAUUCUUCUGGAUACGUACAGAUCGAGGCACGGAGUAUACCAAUCGCGACACCUGGUGUUUACGAAGCAAUACCAAACAUUUCAGGAGAAUUAGAAUCGACAUCCGAUAACUCAGUUUCAACAUUGCGGUCAUUUAAUGGAAGCAUAGUUCCAAUUGCACCAACAAUCAAACGUGCGAGUGAUCCAUGGAGAAGACGAUUCAUUAUAUUACUCAUCUUAUCCCUUUUAACUUUCUUUAUAAUUUUUGGAUUCAUGACAUUCUUCAUUGUGUUGUACCAGCAAAACGUAUAUUUUAACACGGACCACAAUAUGAAAAAUAAACAUGAUAAGGAGGUGACUAUUUCAUCGAAAAACACAACAACGGAAUCGCCAAUUGCCCCAUCCGGUCAAAUCGACAACGGGGUUUUCUUCUACAUUUCUUGUGUUCAUUGCGACUACGCUGAAGCAUAUCAAGAGUGUCAACAAAAAUCAGCAGAAAUUGCGAAUAUUCAAGAAGAGACAACAAUAAACAAAGUGAGAGACCUUCUCUACGAAAACGUUGGAACAAGUAAAGUUGAAGUUGAAGUGUGGAUUAAAAGAAUUUAUAAUCCUGAUUACGAGAAUUCACAUUUCACAGAACAUUUAAGUCCUGUUUUAGUACUGAGUGGCAAUAAUGAUAUGCCAAGGUUUUCACUAUCUUCACACGUUACAUCAAUACAAGGUGUUUUAUGUGAAAAAUGGCGAAAUCAGUGAUUAAGUUAUUGAAAUUAUUAUGAGGCAUAUUAAAGUUCGCACGGAUUACAAACGAAUGAUCAUUUCAAAUAUUUAAUAUUUGAAAUUUAAACAUAAAGCAUGAAUAAAAUUUAUCACUGUAUAUUUACCGUCAAAACUAGUUACCAAAAGAACAUGUUGAACAUUAACUGAGUUAAAUUACAGAAUUCGAGGUAAUUCGUGUUUUCUUUUUGUAUUGUUUUUAAUUGCUAAUAUUUUAUAAUCAAUUGAAAAAACUUGAUAAUUCUCGAAUAUUCUAUCUUUUAUUUAAAAUAAACUGAAAACAAG